Molecule: messenger RNA, 3208 nt
Organism: Strongylocentrotus purpuratus (purple sea urchin)
Lineage: Eukaryota; Metazoa; Echinodermata; Echinoidea; Camarodonta; Strongylocentrotidae
Product: leucine-rich repeat-containing protein 56-like
Exons: 14
Coding region: 291-2213 (640 amino acids)
Molecular function (GO): protein binding
Source: RefSeq, a predicted model, not a curated record
AGUGGAGUAAAUAUGAAUGAUGCAAAUUGAAACAAACCAACGAACGAAUAGCUCGAAGAACCUCAAAUUUACACUCCGAAAGCGGGUUGAGUUUCAGAUUUCUGAUCAGAGGUCAAGGAUUGAUUAUCACUGUACCAGACAAUGAGGAUUGUUAUGUAGAAGGCAACCUUGUCAUCUUGGUAAACGGCCUUAUGUGAUUGGAAGAAGGAGAAUUGAUAGUGGCAUGUAAGCACAACAUUAAUACCGGGCCAGCAAAGGUGAAAGAAGUGAAGUAGGAUCUGGCCUGUACCAUGGCCAGAGCGGGGGUGCGUAUCACAGACUAUGGAGGGGUCCAGGUCAAUCCUGAACCCAUCAUAAUAGAGGAACCUCAAGACACAUUCCUAGAAGACUACAUAUCACCAACUAAACUGCGAGCAUUGACUGGAAUAGAAGAUCUUGAAGGUGUGAAAUUCCUGGAGAUGAGGGUGGACACCUCAGAGACAAGUCUUGGGAACUUUGGAGCCAUGCUGCCCAAUCUGAAGCAAUUGAAACUGAACGACAGUCUGAUAGCUUCAGUGAGAGAUCUAGGGACUGCUCUGGAUAUUCUUGGUGUUCUUUGGAUGGCUAGAUGCUGUUUGUCUGAUCUAGAUGGUCUCAGCUCCAUGUCAUCAUUACAGGAGUUGUAUCUUGCCUACAAUGAUGUUUCAGAUAUCAGUCCGUGCAGUAUGUUAGAGAACCUUCAAUUGCUAGACUUAGAAGGGAACAAUGUAGAUGACAUAGCUCAGGUGGAGUUUCUUGGACUCUGUAGUAAGCUAAGAGCACUGUCCUUAGAGGGUAAUCCAGUCUGCUUAGCACCCAACAAGGAUUAUGACAAGGAGGAGAGUCCACCGUACAACUAUCGUCUCUCUGUCUGGAAAGCAGUCCCUCAGCUCAGGAUCCUAGAUGAUGAGGUCCUCAACUCGGCAUCAACGUCCUUAUCAACAUCAAACCUUCAACCCAAGGCUCUGAAUCUAAGCACUGAUUGGUUACUGGUGAAUGGUUCUAUCAAAGAUACGCUAGGAUCAGUAGACAGUGUAGCAUCAGAUAGCAGUGGGGGGUCGCGACCCAAGACAUCGGCAGCCAGGCCGGGAUCAGCAGCAGGUAGACGACCAGGGUCAGGCUCUGGACGGCGACCUGGGUCAAGCAUGGGUCAUCGGCCUAUGACAACAGCGGGAGGAAGGCCUACGACCUCUGCUGAGAGGCCUGAUACUGGGGGUUCAGACAUUGUUGCCGACGGUGAUGACACGAGUGACCUGACCCAUGGCAGUGGAGGGGUCAUCUGCGGAAACCCGGUCAAAGCUUUGAGGAGCAGGAGGAAGAAUAUGAAGAACCCAAUGACACAGCAGAACACCACCAUGCUGAUGUUACUACAACACAAACCAGAGCACACGUAUGAUGCACUAGAGGAGGAGGACUGGGAGGAUGGGAGAUCCAAGGAAGACAUCUUUGUCGAGCUGCGGACUUGGAAAGAAGCCCAUGAAAGAAAAGUAGAAGUCCGUCUCCAAGACCUAGAGCCUCAGGUCCUGAAGAUCACCCAUAGCGACAACGAGGAGGAGGAGGAGGAGACUAAUAACAACCUCCCACUUACAUCUGGUAGCCAUAGCAACCAGGAUGAUGAUGAUGAGUUAGACAAUGAUGUCGAUGAUGAUGUUGAUGUUGGGGUUUUCAUCCCACCCACACCCUCAGAUUCACCGAUCGACGGAAGAUUGCCGACCCCACCCCAAGGACCAAGGUCACCUAUAAGGGCUCCGGUCAGACCUAAAACAACUGCAGUUGGAGACUACAGAGUGCGUCGGUUCCGUCAACGUUCCGUUGAUGAGGGUCUAUCCCUGGACUCCUCCACUGAUACCCCUCGGCUAUCCCAGGAAUCUCGGUCCUCAUCCUUAGGGGACUCUGGUCACAUGAGUCCGGGUACUUUCCUUGGUUCCUUCCCGUCAUCACCGGUCCUGGGCCGGAUAGAGGAUAGACCAUACUCUGGUCCAGCCGUUGGGAUCAGGACUAUACCGGAGGUACAGCAAGUUGACAAGAACGCUCCAAAGUCCAUUGACCCUCAUAAGCCAAUCAUCCGCUCGUCAGUGAACACGCCCCCAAAUAGACUCAUGGGAUUGAUAUCUAGACCAGUCACCGCUCGGGCUGCGCUCCAACGCAAAGCCUUGCCCAGUAGGACUAAAAACAACCCUUAUACUAGCAUGUGAUCUAUUAGCCUAUGGAUAGAGCUGGACUAGUCUAGGAUGACAGAGUAGUGAGUUCGGUAAUUGAAUAGCAAGGCUUGGACUGCCCUCAAGUGACAAGCAGCGACCAGCAGGAAUAUACAUGAUUCCUAUUUUAUUCUAGUAUGUGAUCUACUAGCGUAUGGUUGCAGUUGGAUAGCAGUGUAGCAUCUAGAUGUUGUGCAAGUUUGGUAUUGAAUAGCAUUGCUAGUCUCCUAGCUGUGACAGACCUACCAGUGUGUGACCUAGCUACUAGUCUUGAUUCAAGGAUUCUACUGAAGAGCAUCAUUCAUUCUGUUACAAGUGUGGAUAAUGGCUAGAAAUGGGGGAACGUAGGAAAGCUGAACAUAUAGGUAUGGUCCCUGCGUAACUCCUGUGUGUAUUUAAUGAUGAUGAUCGAUGGAUCAAUGAUUAUUUUACCUGCCUGCUCAGAAUGCAUGCUUCUAAGUAAACAACCAGGGGACCAAUGGCUUUAAGUCUUCUCCGAGGGAUUUGUGAUGUGAACUAUCAGAGCUUCGUGGCAAACGUGAUUCGCAAUCUCUGGGUUUGUUUGGAUUGAGUAUGACUAGACCCAGGCAUUGUAGGCCUUGUUGCUGGGACAGCUGUAUUCACCUAUCUUCUCGGGCUCCUUAGUAAGACAAUGUCUUGUAAUGCCCUCCCAUACAAUGUAGCUCAUCAAGAACACCACUUCAAUGGUUUCAUAUCCUGUACCGCAAUGUGAUGGCUAGAAGAGAGGAAAGCUGAACAUCGAGCUGUUCAUAAUCCUAUCUAGCUGUGGUGACAUCAUGAGUUCCGGCCAACUUACAAGCCUCUCUUAAAGAUGUUCAUGCAUGGGUAUAUAGUCGUUCAUGAAGUAGGCAACUUAGCGAACACUCUUGAUCGCUCCCGAUCACUACACAACACUGAGCCAAUGGGUAUAACGCUCCCGUGCGUACGUCCAUGUGCUGCCCUCUAUAUACCCACAAUGUGUGAGUGCUUCA